Molecule: messenger RNA, 2165 nt
Organism: Phacochoerus africanus (Common warthog)
Lineage: Eukaryota; Metazoa; Chordata; Mammalia; Artiodactyla; Suidae
Gene: ETV6
Product: ETS variant transcription factor 6
Exons: 8
Coding region: 266-1624 (452 amino acids)
Biological process (GO): cell differentiation; regulation of transcription by RNA polymerase II
Cellular component (GO): nucleus
Molecular function (GO): sequence-specific DNA binding; DNA-binding transcription factor activity, RNA polymerase II-specific
Source: RefSeq, a predicted model, not a curated record
CCGGGUCGCCGUGCCGCGCCGCGACCUGCAGACCCCGCCGCCGCGCCGCCCGGCUCCCACGCCCCCGCCGCCCCGCGCGGCGACUCCGCCGGCGCCCCGCCCCGCCCCGCGCGCUCGCGGCCCCCCGGGGCGGCCGCCGGGAGAGAUGCUGCAAGAAACUUCUUAAAUGACCGCGUCCGGCUGGCCGUGGAGCGUUUCUGGGUUGGGGAGAGGAAAGGAAAGUGGAAAAAAACUGAGAACUUCCUGAUCUCUCUCGCUGUGAGACAUGUCUGAGACUCCUGCUCAGUGUAGCAUUAAGCAGGAACGAAUUUCAUAUACGCCCCCCGAGAGCCCGGUGCCCAGCUACGCUUCCUCGACGCCGCUUCAUGUGCCAGUGCCCCGAGCGCUCAGGAUGGAGGAAGACGCGAUCCGCCUGCCCGCGCACCUGCGCUUGCAGCCAAUGUACUGGAGCAGGGAUGACGUAGCCCAGUGGCUCAAGUGGGCUGAAAAUGAGUUUUCUUUAAGGCCAAUUGACAGCAACACGUUUGAGAUGAAUGGCAAAGCUCUCCUGCUCCUGACCAAAGAGGACUUUCGCUACCGGUCUCCUCAUUCAGGUGAUGUGCUCUACGAACUCCUUCAGCAUAUUCUGAAGCAGAGGAAACCUCGGAUUCUUUUUUCACCGUUCUUCCACCCCGGAAACUCGAUACACACGCAGCCAGAAGUCAUACUGCACCAGAACCACGAAGAAGAUAACUGUGUCCAGAGGACCCCGAGGCCGUCGGUGGAAAACGUACACCACAACCCUCCCACCAUUGAACUGUUGCACCGUUCCAGAUCGCCCAUCACGACAAACCACCGGCCUUCUCCGGACCCUGAGCAGCGGCCACUCCGGUCCCCCCUGGACAACAUGAUCCGCCGCCUCUCCCCAGCCGAGAGGGCCCAGGGACCGAGGCUCCACCAGGAGAACAACCACCAGGAGCCCUACCCCCUGUCAGUGUCUCCCAUGGAGAAUAAUCACUGCCCACCGUCCUCUGAGCCCCACCAGAAGCCCUCCAGCCCCCGGCAGGAGAGCACGCGGGUGAUCCAGCUGAUGCCGAGUCCCAUCAUGCACCCCCUGAUCCUGAACCCCCGGCACUCCGUGGAUUUCAAGCAGUCCCGGCUCUCGGAGGACGGGCUGCACCGGGAAGGGAAACCCAUCAACCUCUCCCAUCGGGAAGACCUGGCGUAUAUGAACCACAUCAUGGUCUCCGUCUCCCCGCCUGAGGAACACGCCAUGCCCAUCGGGAGGAUAGCAGACUGUAGACUGCUUUGGGACUACGUCUACCAGUUGCUUUCUGACAGCCGGUACGAAAACUUCAUCCGAUGGGAGGACAAAGAAUCCAAAAUAUUCCGGAUAGUGGAUCCCAAUGGACUGGCUCGGCUGUGGGGAAACCAUAAGAACAGAACAAACAUGACCUAUGAGAAAAUGUCCAGAGCCCUGCGCCACUACUACAAACUAAACAUUAUCAGGAAGGAGCCAGGACAAAGGCUUUUGUUCAGGUUUAUGAAAACCCCAGAUGAAAUCAUGAGUGGCCGAACAGACCGUCUGGAGCACCUUGAGUCCCAGGAGCUGGAUGAACAAAUAUACCAAGAAGAUGAGUGUUGAAGGAACCAAGUCCCCGUCUCAGCAGGCGGGCAGCCGAGGGCGCCCUGCCUGCCAGGAUGGCUGGGGCAUGAUGGAGCAGAAGAAAAGAGACCCAGCCGUGGCAUUGACACUUAGGGACUCCGGAGCACCUUAGACAAACCACUCAGCAAAGGCGGUGCUGAAAUCCUGGCCGAGGGCACCAGCCUGGGACUCAUGUUCAUGGUUCCUUCUCCUUUGGAAUCUCCUCCGUCUGUAAUUCCUCCCCUCCACCUCUGCCUAUUGUUAGUUUCAUGGUGUUUUUGUUUUUUAAGAUCAUGCAGUUUGACUUUUCAUCAUUCAUAUAGGGGAAGACAUCCGAGGUUGUUUUCCUAUGGAAAUAUAUAUCUAUUAUAUAUAUAUUUUUUGCAGAUCUCACAAAGUGCAGAAACCCAACUGGUCAGGAGAGAGAACACUUGCAAAAGUGUUCAGGUUGCUCUUGAUCCUACCAUGUGGAUCAGGUUUGUUCCUGUGGCUGUUGGGUCUUGGCUGGAAAAGAAAAAAAAAUGCUUUUAAAAAAGAUAAA